This is a messenger RNA of Paramecium octaurelia, 1493 nucleotides long. Lineage: Eukaryota; Ciliophora; Oligohymenophorea; Peniculida; Parameciidae. The record is from the annotation of a GenBank genome assembly.
AUGGACUUUUAAAAGGAAGCCGAUAAUAUUUAAGAGGAAUAAGAAUCAGAUAAUCUGAGAAUUGAAGAUCAAAAUCAAAGUAAUAAAGAUGCUCAAACUCAGGAUGGAAAUCAAAUAAUAAAACUGGAUGUAUGACUAUAUGAUAAUUUUAGAUCAAUAAAAGGAAUAUUGAAUAGGAAUUAGAAGCCGCUAAUAAAAAAAGAGAUCAAAUGUAUUAAUUUGAGUUGAGCGCUGUUCCUAUUAUGAAUUCAGAUAAAAUUCAAGGUAAUUUUGAAAAAUGUGGACUUUAUGAGGAUAAUGACUAAUAGUAAUUUUAUCAAGUAGUUUUGUUUUACCUUAAGCUUUGUGAAUAUGUUUUUGAGGAAUAACAAUAUCAGUCAUAUUUUUAAGUUUUUAAAUAGUGUUUUGAAAUCCUAAUUUUACAAAUCGAAGAAAUCGAAGAAAUCUAUAUUAAUUUAUUAAAUUUGGCAAUUGUUAUGAAAUUGAAUUUUGAAAAGCUUCCAAAAACUAUAAACUAAAAUCUGAUAUACUAGUUGUAUAAUAAAUAUAAAGAUCGAAUAAAGGAAGUAUUAAACUGUAACUACGAAGAGAGAGAAACAAUAAGAGAUAUGAACAAUUGUUAGAAGUUUGAGUUUAUAAAUAGAUUCAAGUAGAACUAGGAAAAACCAUCAAAAAUAAGAAACAAAAAAUUGUUGGGAAUUGAUGAUAGCAUUAAUGUCCUAUAGCUAUUCAAUAUUUUUUGUAAUGUCGAAAAACUAAACUAAAACUUCUAUUUUAUACUUGAUAAAUGUAAUGAAGUAUAAAAUAAAUUGAAACAAAUAAUUUAAAAAGAAAAAGAAGAUAAAACGUAUAAAAAGAAACUAAAGAAAUUUUUUAAUAAAAAAUUGGUUGAAGGAUUUAUGAAAAAAUAAUAUCAGAAUCCAAUAUACAACAUAGUAUAUAAGUAUUUAGUAAAAAGUAAGAGUUAAAAUUCCGUUCUAAUUUUAUGGAACCUUUUUGUAGAAAAAAAAUAUAAUUGGAUCAAUCUACUUGAUUUCAAAAAUAAAGAUUAUGAGACAUUAUUUACAUAAAUUACAAAAUUCAUCGAUUAUGAAAACAUACAAAGCAUUCUUCCAGAUGACUGCAAAUAAUAUUUUAAAAAACAGACGUAUAGGAAAUUUGAUUUUCUAGAAUUAUUGAUACAACUUUUAUCUAUUUUUCAAAUUAUAAAAAUAUACCCUCAUAGAUAAGAAGAAUUAUACAAUAUUAUAGAAGAGAUAUGUUUUAUGAAAAGAAAACGAUAUUUAUAAAAGAAACAAAUUGUUUUUUCUGGCAAGGACUUUAAAAUAUUGAUCUCAUCAUCUGUUGCAAAAGUUGAGGUAGAGAAUGCAAUCGAUGAAAUUCUUCGUGACCCUCAAAAAUUCAUUGAAGAAGCAGAGUUCAAAAAUAAUUCAUUUAAAAUUAAAAAAUUUUUGAAAAAAUUGAAAAAAAAAACAACCAAUGCUUAAAAUUGA